Cotesia congregata is the source of this 369-nucleotide messenger RNA. Lineage: Eukaryota; Metazoa; Arthropoda; Insecta; Hymenoptera; Braconidae. The record is from the annotation of a GenBank genome assembly.
AUGGAAGGAAACCGCAAGAAAAUUACAACAUAUUUGUUGAAAUUUACUAAACUUUUACUGAAAAAAAGUUUAGUAAAAUUCCUAACACGUUUUUCUAAUUUACUCUUUAAUAUAAUUUUUUCGACUUUUUUUUCCGUGACCAUUUCCACAAGGGUCUGGCGACUCUGUCCAAAACAUCUGAACUCUGGACUGAAGAUCGUAGAAAUUAGUGCUUUUAUAUCUGCAGGAUUGUUCAAUGAUGGAUUUAACUUUAUCUUACGAGUUAUGAACUCAAUGCAAAUAGUUAUUGGCCGCCAAUGCAUGUCGUACAGAGAAAAAAUCGAUGAUCAAAGGAUCACCGUACGAGAAGUGAGAACGCCCGCAAACUGA